UGCUACCACGCCGCUGGUGUUUGUUCCAUAAAAUUUCUUUUUUGGUUUGUCGUUCAAGAUGUCGGGUUCCGUAACCAUUCGCACCAGAAAGUUUAUGACAAAUCGCUUGCUUCAGAGGAAGCAAAUGCUUGUGGAUGUCUUGCAUCCAGGAAAAGCAACUGUGAGCAAAACUGCGAUCCGUGAGCAGCUCGCGAAGAUGUACAAGACCACUCCGGAUGUUGUCAUCGCUUUUGGGUUCAAGACUCAAUUCGGAGGCGGAAAGACAACCGGCUUCUCUCUUAUUUAUGACAACCUGGAUUACUGCAAGAAGCACGAGCCACUUCAUCGACUUGUUCGUCACAAGCUUGCAGAAGCUAAGAAGAAGCCCUCACGUAAGCAGAGGAAAGAAAGGAAGAACCGACAAAAGAAGGUGCGAGGCACUGCGAAGGCAAAGGUUGGAAGUGGAAAGAAGAAGUAAAGUUUUACUGCUUCUGUAUAUUGGGAUGGUUUGCUUGUAGAUGUAAAUACAAUCAGGUCAUUCUAUAAA
This is a messenger RNA of Ciona intestinalis (vase tunicate), 526 nucleotides long. Lineage: Eukaryota; Metazoa; Chordata; Ascidiacea; Phlebobranchia; Cionidae. The record is from RefSeq and is a predicted model, not a curated record.